Spirodela intermedia is the source of this 6645-nucleotide messenger RNA. Lineage: Eukaryota; Viridiplantae; Streptophyta; Magnoliopsida; Alismatales; Araceae. The record is from the annotation of a GenBank genome assembly.
AUGGCGGGAGGCGAUGUGCUGAUGCUCGAAGCUCCACCGGAGAGCUCUCGCCAGAGCUGGACGGUUGUCCCUAAGGCGGAUGUCAUCGACGCGCUUCCCUACAUCGACGACGAGUACGGCGAUCCGAGGGUGAAGGAGGAGGUGGACAGGCUGGUCGAAGAUGAGAUGCGGAGGAGCGCGAAGAGGCCUGCGGACUUCCUUAGAGACCUUCCGCCUAUGCCGAAGUUCAGUUUCGAGGUACACAGCGCUUUCCUCCUGCCUUCUCUCUUUUUCCCUCCCUAUCGUCGGAAUCCAUUUUCGGGGUCUAGGGCUUUUGUGGGGGCUUGGAUUAUUUUUUCUCGGAUUCAGAUGAACUUGCGGGUGUCACUUUUUGUCGCUUGUGUUUAAGAAGUUCUACUGUUGAUAAUGUUGUAGAAUCACCCUAUGCUCGCUCGAGAGUACGAACGGAUCAGGGCUGGCAAACCCCCGGUGGCGCUGGAUAUGUCAAGAUAUGGCUUAGAACCACCAAAACGCAAUGAUGUUGCCGCCUGGAGGCACGCUGUCAAAAAUGCGCAGAGCCUGUUGCAGCAUCAAAUUGUCAGGUGUGCACGUGGUGGUGUAUAACGAGAUUGGAAAUAUGAACAUUUGAAACUUCAUGUCAUUUCAGGUUUCUCAUUUUACUAUGCUCGAGGCUAUCGUGCCAUAAUGCUUACAAAUAAACCAUAUUUAUUUUCCUGAUGCGUUCUGUUUGCAUUACCUGGAGUCUUUUGAAAUUGAGAGGCUCUUACCUUCCGGACACUUAAAGAACCUUAUAUCCUGUGAACUUCGGAAUGAGUAGAGUAUGCAUAGAGGAAUGAUUACUGAAAAUAGCUUCUCACAUGGUAUCCACAGAAGGUGAGUGUGUUUCUUAAACUUCCUUGGAGUUUGCCUUUCCCUAAUUAUCUUCCCAUCAGAGGUUUAGAAGCAUCAGUGUCUUUAGGUCGGAUGAGCUUGGUCUCUUGUAGACAUCCAUCGGGAUUCUCUCCUCGUUUUUCUUGAAAAGAAUGGUAACUACGAAUACAUUUUUGCAAUUUAACGAGAUUAUAAGUCGUCAUAAGAAUUGUAAAGGUUAAUUAAUUUGUAUACCCGAUAUUAUUUGCUUAAGUGUUGCUUCCUUUUAUGCACGAGGCAUUAACGAGUUUAGCUCUCCUCAAUUGUUUCUUAUGAGCACUUUACAUGAAAAAGAACAUAUUUUCCAACGCGCCAAAUGAUCUGACGAGUCUUUCGUACUUGAUAAGUUCUCCUUCAGUGCUAUCCUACAUUGCUUUGCAGUUUUUUUUGUUUUGGCUAAUUAAGCAUCUCUUGAUAGUUUCCGUAGAGGUGAGAGAUAUCUGGACUAAAAAUAUGCCGCACAAAGACGAUGUUGGGGUACUCGUGUGGGGGCAUAACGUUUAGGGGCAUUUUCUCCUAUUGACUAGAUAUGCUCCUGCAAACAUCAAUCGGCGUUUAUAAAGCUUUAUAUUGAAAGUAAAUCUUAGUGGAUUAUACUUCUACGACGACCACUGAUCUGUGUUUUCAUUGAGAGGCGCAAUACAGAAAUAAAAAGAUCUUCAUAAAAUCUGGAUAAAGGCGCAUUUGGCAUUAAAUUUAAUUAUUGUAAAUUUCAUUUUUGACUGAGAGAACACAGGAUGAUGAGAAGAAUUUUAUUGUUGGUUGAUAGAGCAUAUGGUGAAAAUGAUCGAAUAAAAAAAGAUGACGAGGACUACCCUGACUGAAGAGCCUAUUCAUACAGCGUAAACAAUUGGAAGGGUCUUUUUGCAGGGAUAAUUAAAGAAUAAAAAUAUAUUGUAGCUACCUAUAAUUUUUUUCAUGAGUCUAAUCAUAGUUCUCCGUUUUCUUAGUUUUGGGAGCUAUGAUUGGAAUAUAAUGAAAUUACAGAAAAUGCGUUUCCUUCACUGAACUUUUCUUUGUAUAAAAUGCAAGCACAUUCAAUGUCGACUUCUAGAAAAUUAGUCCCUAAUCCCCCAUGUACCCUUCCGUUAUUGGUUGUGGCCAAGCUCACACAUUGUUUACCCAAGGGCAUAAUUUGAUCAUUCUGAGUGCGUGUCUCAUGCCUUGAAGGUCCAUUAUAUUUCUAGCCGACUUUAUAAUAUUUUUUUCUGAUAAUUAUGAAAAUAUCAUGCAAAGAAUCACGUCCCAUUCGUUUUCUACGUGUCUUCAUGUCAUUAUCUGUUUACUUUCGUUUUAGAAUUUCGUUAUGCAAAUAUUAGAGGCGUCACUGGUGUAUGCCAUUUGCCGUUAUAAGUGAUGUUUUAUUGAUAGAUGGUAUGAAACUUGGGUUGAAUGCUGAAUUAGGAACUUGGAAGGGCGUGCCUGAAACCUUUAAAAGACGAGCCAUGGACUUUAGUGAUGCUGAGCUGUGGAGUUUGAUUCCAACCCUUGUCUUAACUAGUGUUGUCCGUUUGGUUUGGUUGGGCUUGUGGGAUUAUUAGUGACGAAAUAGAUUUUCAUGCUGACUGUUGCCCUUUUCAAACUAGGCUUCACUAAUCUUAUUUCUAGAAGAGCGAUUCAUCUCUUGUAGUCAUCACUUCGUAGAAAAUAGUGAAUUCAGUUCAUGUGGUUGUGCAUGUAGACAAAGCCAACUCAUAUAAGAUCCCCUUUGUUCAUGUGUUUGACUCCUCACCUCCCUUUUUGUGCUAAUCUUUUCUUUUCUACCUUCUCCCGUAGUUCAUAGGAGGGUUUCACUCAUAACUAGUGGUUUGUAAGCAAAGAUGCUGACAGCAAUCUAGGUGUAUGUUUAAAGCUAGGCUGAUAAAAUACUCUUCUAUCAUCAUUCUGCCCUUUGAAGUGGAAUAUUAUGAUAUGCACAGGCUGUUGUCUACAAAAGUUAGGUCAGAUAAGGUCUCUAGUCGUCAAGUCAAGAAAUUAUACAUUGUGGGGAACUAUGAUGUGCUAUUGUGUUGCAGAAAUGCAUUCAAAACUUCUAGGAUCACUUUAUUAUAUUGUGAUUCGUGCUUUAUUGAAAGAACUAUAUUGCUGUUAAAAGGAUCCAUGGGAAGACUUGAAAUUGGAGUUAGAAGAUGAGAGUUUUCGUGGGUGGAUAUGAAGGUAACACCACCUCAGAUAGGUUUUCCUCUAAUGUAGCACCAUCUGAGAUUAAGGAUUUUUCUGGUAACUGAGCUGGGCUUUCAAUCCAAAUCAGUUGGAUAUACUUUUUUUCAGAAUUUCAGAUCACGCCAUCUCACUAGAGACAGAACGUGUUGUCUGAAGUUGCUAAAGGCCCAGACUGAUUUAUGCUUUGGAAAGAAAUCCACUGGUCCACAGAAGCGCUGAGCAAUACAAAACUUCAUCGGUUCUUAUUUAUUUAUUUUACUCACUCCCCAUUUUUUAUAAAUGUCUUCAUUAUCUCCUAGGUACGUAAUAAUUAUAGUUGACAAGAACCUCCAUCCUUUUCACCCGAAAAUGAGUAAAAAGCAUCAGACUACAUAUCGAAAAUUGUCUGAAACAAGACAUAAUGAAUGGCUACAUCAGAUGACGGACCUGAGAAACAAUAUUAUUGCCGCAGGUGCCAUCUUCUGUAGUUUAUCAUUGAUUUUGCUACUAGCACACGUCUAGUAUGACUUGUUUACUCCUCAAGAUGCAAACUUUCUGCCCUCUUUGUGAUCUAUGCAGAUGAAUAGUACAUCACUCUUAUUUCUUCUUAGCUUUUAAUUUAUUCUCGGUUUUGCAGAAUUGAGAAUCUGGAACUAAUGCUGAAGCAUGGUGUUGAUGUUUGGAAACUACACAUUAAAAGAUUGGAGUCACUUUUGUCCAGGUAAAUCUUUCCUCGGCAUCCUAUUAUUGGCGUGAUCUAUUCACACUCGAAUGUCAUCUGGUACCUUGUCCGUUUCGUGGAAAGUUUAUGGACAAUAUCAAUAUCUUGAGAUACCUGCUGCACGUUCUAAAGACUUUCCUCUUUUGUUCAAACUGAAAACUAAGUCCAGCUUGUGGCAUUUGAAUGAUUAUAUAACCUACCUCGGCCAUGGUACCCCCAAAGCCAAAGAUUGGAUUCAGUCAUUUUGUUGAUCCUACUUGUGUCCAAUCUCUGUUCAUGCCUUUUUCUUUCGAUGCCCACCUGAUUGAUGAUGCAGUGAUUAGCUAUGAUACCAGAUCUUGUAGAUGGAAAGUCACUGAUCUUUCUUCAGUUGAAUACUUGAUUGAUGAUGGUUCAAGUUUGAUGGAAAACUUUCGUUUGGAUCAAAGGCUAAACAGACUCCGUUAAAAUUCUGGGUUGAUUAAUGAAAUCUCCCAGUUCCUGGUUGCUAUUUGUUGGUUUUUUUUUUUAAAAAAAAAAAAAAAAAAGGGUGAAAUGAGUAUCUAUUGUUAUAAAACCAAAGGAGCGAAAUGUGUCACUAAUAAUAUUAAUUUUUAAAACAGAAAAAUAGCUCCUCUAUUCGUGUGAUAAGAUUCUAAGAAGAAGAACAAGAAGCGCAUUAACUCACAAUCCGCUUGCUUUCUUUCAUCCUUUCUUCUCUUAUGUUCUUUGACCAUAUGCUCUUGAGGAAUUGUCUCAGAUUCCAUUACUUUUUUCCAAAUUUUGCUUGAUCUAUCGAAGCUGGUGCUAUCAUCAUUUGAUCACCGAAUUAUUUGUCAACAUAUGUAUGAUACUACAUCAUAUUGAGCCACGGUGCUGUGAGAUGAUCAGCAAUCGCUUCCUAUUUUUAUCCCUUUGGGCAGGAAUAGGAGAGCAACUCCUGCUCCAACCAUAUAUAUCUUGAAUCGAAUUGGGUGGCCUGAUCUUGGCCACCGUGGCUUUGAGGUUAUAAUCAGAAAGGAAAUUUCUAAUCCAUUUUGAAUUACUCGAAAAAAGAAAACGUUCCUUCCUGGUGGGAAAAAAAAAGAAAAGGGUGAGUGAUGAGAUACCAUUGGACCAGUUUGGUCCAUGAAUCUAUAAGAAGCAAUUAGGGUUCUUGGCCCUGAGAUCUCAGAUUCAUGGUGGCCAUUUGCAGGAUGCAGGCGAUUGCUCUGGAAUACAACGAAAGAAUAGAAGCCGUCAAUCGGGAGAGGAAAUUCCAUCAGGUGUGUGUGCUCAUACUCUUCAGCGCCACGAGGAUCCUGACCUCACACUCUCUCGUUGACUUGAGACCUUACGCCCGUCGAUAUAUUGCAUAUGAAUAAAUAAAUUAGUAAAUAAUGUGCAGCAAAACACGGCGGUCCAGCUCAACGCGUUGACCGCUCAGUGGAGGGAGCUCUGCGAGAAGAACAUCGAGAUUGAGGCUGCCUGCGUGAAUCUGCAGAGCUACAUCGAGCAGCUCAAGACGCAGGGGAAGGAGAGGUGGGUUUUGUUUUGUUUUUUUUUUUUAAAUAAUAUUAAUUUUUCGGGUUGGUCUAUUUACGGUGAAAGCCACGUGGCGUGAUUCUCAGUGGUUGAUUUUUGCAGUGGGCUGGACGUGGACGCCGACGGGGAGGGCCUGCGGGAGGCAUUGCCAGUGGGGCAUUGAGGUUCUUUCGUAGUUCCCCUGGCGUUCUCUCUUUCUUUUUCUUCCCCUCCCCCUCAUUAUCAUUAUAUGUCAAAACCUUUCCACAGUUGGAAACACGCGUCUGCGUUCAUGCCUUUUUGGAAAAAUCAUGGGCCUUUUUGCGCUGUGUAGGUGAAUGAGUAUCGGCUGAUCGAUCGAUAGAUGAAUGAAUAUAUAUAUAUAUAUAUAUAUAUAUAUAUAUAUACGAAUAUAGAUAGAUAGAUGGGGAGAGAGAGAGAAAGAGAGAGAGAGAGGGGUAGCAGCCAGAUCUGUUCUAGAAGUCGUCGAGGCAAUGCUUUUUUAUGCAUUUUUCCCUCACAGAGACAAAUAAAGUCAAAACGAGUGCGAGAGGAAAAAAACGCCAAGGGAGAAAGAGGUCCAAGUCAACUUCGAACCGCGACUUGUUUUUUCUCUUUUCUAGACGUAAUUGGAAGACCCAUAUAAAGAUGAAACCGGUUCUCAAUGCGAUGGUCCGAUUUACGAUAAACCCCGAAAAAAAAGUUCCUAAUUUCAGAAAAAACACAUAUCAAACAUGAUUUAAUGUGGUUCAUCAUCGGACAAUAAGAAGAAGAAGAACAGACGAGGAAGUCAUCCUCGGAGUCAACGGCCCGAACCCAGGUGGGCUACUUAAUAUGGGCAGACAACAUUCAACAGCAAUCCCCUCGAACGCCCAAAUGAUUGCCAAGAUUAAGUACCUCACCACGUUGACCUGAUACAAAUGCCUACCCCUCCAACCCUAAUGGCCUAGAGAAAUCAGCAAACCCUUUUGAAGUAUUUGACCUAAUUAGCACACCUACCUGAUAAAUAAGUGCCCUAAUGGAGGAAUCCCAUCCCACAAGAGCAUCAAGAAAACGUCACCGUGCCCGGGCUUCGAAGAACAUCUCUGACAGACCCGCCUGGUUGCUUCGGUGCUGUACUAUGCAAAUGGGUUUCCCCCAAGGGAUGCAACCGGGCCCUGUGAAGGGAUGUCCCUGUCCAAAGCAAAUCGUUUUAGAAUCACCAAGAAUUCAUCAAAGAUACCAAAUAAGGCAACUGUUUUGACUCACGGCAGCUGAGAACUUGGCGGUUGACCAGCCAUGUACGGCAAGCUCCCUGCAAGGGGAACUUUCAAAGGUUGGUGGGCUCCCCGAAAUAGUCAAACCCUAGUGAGACCACUUGGAACGUACCUGAGGCCACAGAAGCAACAUAA